AUGACAGAAUCUCAACCUUCUUUUCGACAACUUUCAGACUACAUUGCGAACGACCAGGAAUCAAAUGUUUUUCCGGUUUAUAAGUUUUUGAGUGCUCAUUAUUUGACUCCACAUACAGCUUAUUUGAAGUUAGUGGGCGCACAGUCAACGCCAGCUGCAUCAUUUCUUUUUGAAAGUGCAACUGACGGCGAGCAAGUUUCAAGAUACUCAUUCAUCGGGGCAUCACCUCGUAGUAUAAUUAAAACCGGUCCUACCGAGAGCAACGAAAUAGAUCCGCUCAUUUUAUUGGAAGAAAAACUAGCCGGAAUCAGACAAGCACAGCUACCUGGUGUGCCAAAGCUAAGUGGUGGUGCCAUUGGUUAUGUUUCAUAUGAUUGUAUCAAAUAUUUCGAACCUACCACUAAAAAUGAUAAUUUAAAAGAUACACUAAAAUUACCUGAAUCAUUUCUAAUGCUCUUUGAUCUGAUUGUUGCAUAUGACAGUGUUUUCCAGAGAUUUCAAAUCAUUAACAAUAUUCAUGUGGAUAGAAAGGUUGAUGACGAAAAGUCAUUGCAAGAAAAAUAUGAUCAAGCAUUGAAGGAAAUCGAGGAUGUUGCAAAGAUUUUGGAAUCACCUGAAGUCAAAUAUCCCGUACAACCUAAGAUCAAAGAUCCUGAGACUUUUACCUCAAAUAUCGGUCAGGAAGGAUACGAGAAUUUUGUUCACGAACUCAAAGAACAUAUCCAAAAAGGUGACAUUAUUCAAGCUGUGCCAUCACAACGUAUAAGUCGUCCUACUAAGCUUCACCCAUUCAACAUAUACAAUCAUCUCAGAACGGUUAACCCAUCUCCUUAUAUGUUUUACAUCGAUUACUUAGACUUUCAAAUUGUCGGUGCUUCCCCGGAAUUGUUGGUCAAAUCCGAUUCUAAUGACAAAGUUAUCACACACCCUAUUGCAGGUACCAUUCGCAGGGGUAAGACAAUUGAAGAAGAUAACAAGCUGGCCAAUGAGCUAAAGUCAUCGCUCAAAGAUCGCGCUGAACACGUUAUGCUCGUCGACUUAGCACGUAACGAUAUCAACCGUGUUUGUGAUCCGAAAUCUACUAAUGUUGACAGCUUAUUGCAAGUUCAAAGAUUUUCACAUGUUAUGCACCUAGUUUCCCAAGUGAGUGGUACACUACGUCCGGAAAAAUCUAGAUUUGAUGCAUUCAGAUCUAUUUUCCCUGCCGGUACUGUUUCGGGUGCCCCUAAAGUCCGGGCUAUGCAGCUAAUAGGUGAGCUGGAGAAGGAGAAAAGAGGUGUUUAUGCUGGAGCAGUGGGCCACUGGAGUUACGAUGGUAAGACCAUGGACACAUGUAUUGCUUUACGUACAAUGGUUGUUAAGGAUGGAGUAGCCUAUUUGCAAGCUGGUGGUGGUAUUGUUUUUGAUAGUGAUCCAUAUGAUGAAUAUAUUGAGACGAUGAAUAAGAUGAAGGCAAAUAAUAACACUAUCGUUGAAGCAGAGAAGAUGUACAUGUAA
This is a messenger RNA of Pichia membranifaciens NRRL Y-2026, 1497 nucleotides long. RefSeq lists its product as hypothetical. The record is from RefSeq and is a predicted model, not a curated record. Gene Ontology annotation, biological process: L-tryptophan biosynthetic process. The coding region runs from base 1 to 1497 and encodes 498 amino acids. NCBI's taxonomy places the organism in Eukaryota, Fungi, Ascomycota, Pichiomycetes, Pichiales, Pichiaceae. The transcript has a single exon. Gene Ontology annotation, molecular function: anthranilate synthase activity.